This is a messenger RNA of Eimeria necatrix, 1212 nucleotides long. RefSeq lists its product as hypothetical. Bases 1 to 1212 code for a protein of 403 amino acids. The record is from RefSeq and is a predicted model, not a curated record. The transcript has a single exon. NCBI's taxonomy places the organism in Eukaryota, Apicomplexa, Conoidasida, Eucoccidiorida, Eimeriidae.
AUGGACGUUCAGUCAAAGAUAAACUGUUCUCUGGAUGAUCUUAUCAGACAGCAGAGGAGGGGUCCCAAGACCGCGGCUGUCGGCACACCACAAAAGGGCGCAGCCCCUCAACGCUUCAGCAGGACUACAGGAGUUUUAAAGAAACCAGUAAGCCAGAAGCAACAGCAAGCAAGGAUUGGCCAGAGGCCGCAGCAGCAACAACUCAAAUACAGCCCAAGACCGCAGCAGCCACAGGUUGGCGCUAGCCGGCGACGGCAGCAGCAGCAGCAACAGCAGCAGGCAAGGAAGAGCCGCAACCUUAGCGUCGCCGACAAGAUUAAUUUGCCUCUGGAUGCGCUGAUUGCAUCGCGCCAAGAGCAGCAGCAACGGCAGCAGCCGAAACAGCAGCAGCAGCAGCAGCAGCAGCGAGUGGGUACAGGAGUUGCGUUACUUGGGAGGAAAACGGGUGUUAGUGGCCGUCGCGGCACAAUUUUAGCAUCACGAAUAUCGGCACGCCGAGGGCGGCUUGGUGCUGCUGCUGCCGCUACAGCAGCUAUUCGCGGACCACCGCGAGGCGCAGCUGCAAAGGCACUUGCAACAACAGCCAGGAAGGAGGGGAGGUUUCGCACACCCCACCAGCAAGUUGUAGAGACGCUGAAGUCAGCUGCAGGUUUCAAGAACGCAGCAACUCGCCGCAGCGCAGGUAGUAAUGCCUACAUUCGGGCCGCAGCAAGGGCGUCAACAAGGGCCAGAUUUGCCGCAGCAGGAAGUAGACGCCUAGAUAACGGCGCGCUGCAGUUGAGAAGGCGGCCUGCCGCAGCACUUUAUCCAGUAUCGAGGUUGAAUACCUCCUUGGCUCGCAGACGGGCGUUCGGAGCAACGCUAGCAAGGGCAACUAGUAACACUGCUGCUGCACAGGAGCCUCAUAUCACCACUGGCACUGCAGCGAAACCAGUCGACAGAAGAAGGCCACCCCCAACACUGUUAUCAGCCCCAGCAGCAGGCGCAGUCUCACCGCCUUCGCAUGUUGCAGAUCCUGAAGCACUAGCGAACAUCAAGAUUAUGGCAACCUUGGAUACUGUUCCGGCUCCCUUGCCGCAGCAGCGAGGCACCCACGUCGCCAUUCCUGCUGCAAUGCAGAGGCAACAGGAAGAGCAGCAGCAGCAGCCCUCCAGGGCAGUUGGCGCUGCUGUCGCUGACCACGGUAGCUUGAGCAGCAGAUUUGGCUACUAG